AUGACACCGGAUCCAGACGCGAUCGCGGAUUGCGUACUUGCGACAUUCGAUCAGCUUCCUGAUAAGCGCAAGCCUAGACCACAAUCCAACGGUGCGCGUGAAUGGGUACCCCUCGCCGGCAUUGUGAUAUCCGAUAAGAAUGGCAAGCUUUCCUGUGUUUCGUUAGGAACCGGCAUGAAAUGCCUUCCCUCCAACAAACUCCAUCUAGCCAAGGGCAACGCCCUCCAUGAUUGGCACGCCGAGGUUCUUGCCAUCCGAGCAUUCAACUGCUUUCUUCUCGAUGAGCUUCUUCUCAUCCUAACCCCUCCACAUCCACCAUCGCAGUACCUCCGCCAAACGACCCCAGAAGAGCGAACAUCGUCCGAAGCCCAGCCCUUCACCCUCCGAGACGACAUCCGCAUCCACAUGUACUGCUCCGAAGCCCCCUGCGGCGACGCCAGCAUGGAGCUCACCAUGUCCCUCCAAGCAGACGCCACGCCCUGGACUUCUCCCAUUUGCACCCGCCCCAAGAUCCCGAAACCCCUCCUCACCGCCCUCCGAGGCCGCUCCCACUUCUCCCACCUCGGCCUCGUCCGCUGCAAGCCCUCCCGCCCCGACGCCCCACCCACCCUCUCCAAAUCCUGCACCGACAAGCUCGCCCUGCACCAAGCGACGUCUCUCCUCUCAGGCCUGACCUCUCUGCUUAUAUCCCCACGGAACGCGUAUUUGCAGACACUGGUGCUGCCAGCCUCGCAGCACGUGCCCUCCGCCUGCGAGCGCGCUUUCUCAUCGUCUGGGCGUAUGGCACCCGCGGUGGAGAAAGCGAGUGCGUGGGACGGCGGAUAUUUGUGGCGUCCCUUCAGUGUGCUGCCUACGAGUCGGGAGUUUGCGUGGAGUAGGAGGAUGGUGCCGACGGAGAUGAAGGCUAUGAGCAGUAAUCUUAGUGCGGUGUGGACGCCUGGGUGGCAGGAGUCGCUGAUAGGUGGCGUGCUGCAGGGGAGAAAGCAGUUUGAUCCGAGGGGUGCGAGUAGAAUUUGUAGGCGAGGCUUGUGGGAGGUUGCGGUGAGGGUUGCGGGAAUCGUAGGUGUGCCUGCUCUCGUGCAGAUGCUGGGGAAGCAAACGUACGCGAAGGUGAAGGAGGGGAGAUGUUGGGGGCGAGGAGGAGGGUUAAGGAGGAUGUGA
Didymosphaeria variabile is the source of this 1161-nucleotide messenger RNA. RefSeq lists its product as uncharacterized. Gene Ontology annotation, molecular function: RNA binding; tRNA-specific adenosine-37 deaminase activity. The transcript is spliced from 4 exons. Bases 1 to 1161 code for a protein of 386 amino acids. Gene Ontology annotation, biological process: tRNA wobble adenosine to inosine editing. NCBI's taxonomy places the organism in Eukaryota, Fungi, Ascomycota, Dothideomycetes, Pleosporales, Didymosphaeriaceae. The record is from RefSeq and is a predicted model, not a curated record.